Klebsormidium nitens is the source of this 6618-nucleotide messenger RNA. NCBI's taxonomy places the organism in Eukaryota, Viridiplantae, Streptophyta, Klebsormidiophyceae, Klebsormidiales, Klebsormidiaceae. The record is from the annotation of a GenBank genome assembly.
CAAUGUUCGAACUCUGCAUGUACCGUAGCCUUAGGGCGCCUGCUGCUCCUAGUGGGGGUUCAUUGCAGCUUGCUUUGGCUUUCUCACGGGCCCACUUCAAAACAGUAGUCCAGGACGGCCGAGUUCGCACUGCAGACUUGCACACUUUGUCUAGGGUAGGAGGAUCCUAGACCGAGACCGGACUCUUAUAUCUUCGGACUGUUGGCGUUGCCGACCCAUUUAUACCGGGCUCGUGUGUGUGUAGUCAAAACGGCGUCACAGGAACGAGGGGUGUUGCCAGGGUGUUGCGGCUGACAUCUUAAACGGCACAUGUCGAGAAUGUAGUCUGCAUUGCAACGCAUGCACCUCGUAAAAUCCCCUUCAGAGGUAACAUCCACCAUGGAGGACCAGACUCAAGCAACGCAGCUCGUCGGGGAACCAACGCAAGUGCUAGGGGAACAAACCCAGCUCCUACCCGGAGCGACACUACUUCAAAGCACACAGCUUGUAGGCGAGCCGACACAACUUGUGACAGGCCCGGAGUGGCAGGGGGAUGAAGAAACCCAGCCGGUCGAUGAGGAGAUCGUGUUUUCGACUGCAGAGGGUGGGGAUGAGGAAACACAAGCAGUAGAGGAGGAGGGGGGAGACGGAGAGGGACAAGAGGAGCUAGUGAAGGUGUCAGGUUUGAAGAUGGAAGGGCUUGCCCACUUCACGGAAGAUCGAGAAGGAAGUCCCUCGGUGAAAGAAGAAACGGCUAAAUUCAGUGCCUCCAAAGCUGAGGCUUUUAAAGCCACCUCUCAGGAUGAGGAACAUCAGCAGAGCCCCGCGGAUAGCACUCCCAAAAGUCAGCCCGUGCCUGAAAACAUUCACAAAGCCCCAGUCGCUGAGGUCAUCGGUGGCUGGCGCACCACUAGGAAGAGCACGGAGGGGGAAACAAGCGACAAGGCGCCGUCUAUCUCCAAACCCCCAGCUUCUGAGCGGCGGAAGUCGCUGUCGCAACCGGUGGACUCUGAUGCGCCGACGGAGGAUGAAAGCGAUGGGGAGCCUGAAGUCGAGGGGCGCAACGAAGGAGUUGAGAGAAGGGGGGAGGAGGAAGGGGAAGGAAGAGGGGGAAAGACGGAAGGGGCAGGCCGAGAGGGGGAGGAACAAGGAGUAGAGAGAGGGGGUGAGGAAGCAGAUGCAGGGAGAGGCAGGGUGGAAGAUGGUGCAGGGAACGAGGGGAAUGCAGAAACCGAAGAAAGGGAAGGGCUUCAGGAAGCUGCGGAGCUUGGGAUGCGCCAGGAAGAUGCACACGGGGGCAGUCAACAAAGUGCGGAGGGUAAGGGCAUUCAGGAAGCGGCCGCUUCAGAACAACAAGAGCCAGAGGUCAGCAGGGAGCAGUCUCCGCCAUUCAGGCUUUCUGCCGCGGAGGAACCCGUUGCUGAAACCAGGGGUGUGAAUGCCCCCAGAAGUCAGGGUGUCAACAUGCCCCCAGCCAGUUCAUGGCGCGAUUCGAUCAUCCCCGAUAGCGACACCGAGGGUCCGGACGGCAGAGAGGGAGAGUUUGGCACGGCUCCGUCAGUCAACGCGGCUUCUCAGUGGUGGGUGCUGGACAGCAGUCAGGGCCCCAUUGGGACGGCAAGAAGUGUCGCUACGAACGCGACAAGGGAGACCGACCGUGGCAUUGGCUUUGGAAGCAAUCUGAGUCUGGGCGAAGACGUGCCUGCGGCAACGCUUGUCGGGGAAACAGGGGACGAGGGUGUCAGACGGGCGCCGGAUGGAGCGGGCCCAGAUGGGGCGGGGCCGUCGGGUGGCGUUGUAGGCUUGGAAGGAGAGCCCUUGCAAGCAGGCGGGGCAGGGCCAAUUGCGGUACAGUCGGGAGGGGAGAAGAGCAGGAAAGUGCGAGGCGGUGCUUUGGUUGAGAGUCAGAAGAGUGCAAGCGAGAGCGCAUCUAAGCGGGGCCGCUCGCGAGCCACCAGGGCACAGAAAGCCAACCGCUCGGAGGCUGGGGAAGGAGCGGCUGAGACAGAGGAUGCAACUAGGCACGGGGGGUCGGACGUGCGUGGCGAAGCCCCUCCUCAAACCGGUCAGCUGGUGGCAACAGAUGGGCAGAUGGCAGAGGCUGUGAGAGCGUCUCCGGAAAGAGAAGAGAUGGAAGACCGGACUGGACACGAACUGGCCCCACCUCUAGAGCCCGUUUUGGAAGAUGCUGUGCCGGUUAGUGUACCCCAACAGCAGGUCAGCCUGGUUGACGAGGGGAUCCCCGAGCUGCGGCCAGACCAGCGGGAGCCCCCAUUCACACAAGUCGACGAGGACGACGCGCCGGUGGCGAUUUACACCCGCAGGACGAGUGCGAUUACGCCCGCGCGGAGUGCGCCGCUGAACUUCAGCGCGGAGAUUGGAGAGGAAACGCAGAUGGAGGCGCUCGGGGUGGUGGAGGGACUGCUGGGGCUGAAUGACGUGGACAUGUCUGAGGAACAGGACAAAGGCCUGGAGAAGAAGCACAGCCUCGGCCCCGAACCCAAGCCUUCUCAGGGGGUUGCCAAGUCGUCAAGCAUUGCUGUUCUCCCACCCCCCCAGGCUGUACCCAGGACGCUUUCCAUCUUCGAUUACGAUAACAGCCAGGUUGAUGCUGAACCUGACGAGCCUGUGAUCCACCCGAAGAAAGCUCCAGCAAAAGCGACCCCUGCCAAAAGAACUAGAGGCGGGAAAACUGGCACUAGUCGUUCCAUGGGGCCGCCAAAGUCUGCGCCAAACAAAGCGUCAGAGGAAGCGGGAGGGGGCACGGGGGGGUGGAUCAGCCGGAAAGGUGUGGGGGAUGAGAAGAAGAAGGAGACCCCUGCGACAAAAGAGAGUCGGGAGAAGGUGAAAGCGGGGGAGAAGGGAACAGAGGUAGGACGUGCGAAGGCAUUGUCAACUGGGAAAAUCGCCCAAGCGAGUGGAAAGGGAGCGGUUACCAUUCAGGCGGUGCCAGCUGUCAUUCAAUCGAUGGAAGGUGGGAGGCAGAAAGCCACUGCAGAGAACAAGGAAGCGGCACAGAAAAACGGAGAGCCUGUCGGGGGAGGUCUGGCUCAAAUGAACUGGACGCAAGCCUUUGCGGCCGACUCAGAACCCCCGGAAAACUUACCGCCUUUGCCGCCAGUUGUGGAGGAAACGGAGAAGAGGAAAGGAGUGAAACGGGGUCUGUUUGCGGCAUCCCUGAUGUCGGACGAAGAGAGGGCGGCCGAAGAGAAGAGGGCAAAGGAGGAAGAAGAGAAAGCGGAGAAGGACAAAGCGGAGAAGGAGAAAGCGGAAGCGGAAAAGCAAGUGCCUGCGAAAGGGAGGGGCCGUGGGAAGGGGAAAGGGAAGGAAGCGGAGCCGGUUGCAAAGGAGGGUGCGUUCGGGGUUGCUACGCGAGUGUCGCCGAGACGAGCGGGAAGAGGGGCAGCUGCGAAGGACCCGAAGAAAGGGCGGGUUUCGGAAGAGGAGCAAACCGCAGGACCUGACGCAAUGUUGCAAACCGAAAGGGAAGAGGAAGAGCGGGGUGUUGGAACGAUGAACGAAGGGCGGGCGGUUGAAAGUGUGAACGGAAACGCCAAGGGGGCGAAAGAGGCGGUGACGGAACCAGUCCCGGUGGGGUCCAGUCACCGGUACAAGCACACGACAAAGCGAAGGAGGAGUAACGAGGUGACCGCUAGCGAGCGCGCGGCGACCCAGAAGCGGCUGGACCGCGGGUUCGAGGAUACGGAAGAUGCGGACGAAGAAGAAGAAGAGGAGUCGGACGAUGAACUAGAGGAGGAUGAAGAGGAGGGGCAGAAAGACGCUGGAGGCGCCGGAGAAGCCAACAUGCUCUUCAUGGACUCGCAGGUGCCCAUCCUGCCAAAGUGGAAGAAGCUGAAGGGAGCCAAGAAGGGCGCCUUGAAAAGCGCGUUGACGAGUAUCGGCGAAAGCGACGUGAACGACGCCCCGAAAAGCGCCCACAAAGCAACCAGAAAAGAGCAGUCAGACACGAAGCGGGCCAGGCCUACCGAACCGUCCGCCACAGGAGUGCCGAAGUCGGCCCCCCACGAAGACAAAGGGGCAGCGGGAAAGGGGCAAUUGGGAGCGAAACGGUCCGCCGAGGGUGCAGGAACGGGCGAAGCAAAGCGGAAGAAGGUCGAGGGGGGUGCUAAGGAGGCGACGGCCUUGCUGGUAGCGCCAAUGACCCGCGAGGAUCCGUCUGCACAGGCAGAAGGGACCGGAACGGGGAAUGUAACGGAACCUGCAGCCCGUGGACGUCGGAAACGGGGAAAGGAAGCGGAGAAGGCGGCUGAUGCUGUUGGAGGGAAAGCGGAAGAAAGAGACGCGAAGAGGGCGAGAGGGCCGGGGGGAAGAAUCGUCAGCAGCAGGUUCCGGGAGACGCCAUCUCGGGAGGCGAAGAGCAGCGAACCUGAGAAGCCACAAACAGAAGCCGCGAAAGCACGGGAUGGGGGGGUCCAGAAGGCAGCGUCAGUGGCCCCCCAGGAGGCUCCGGGGGCUCGGAGGCGGAGCAGUAUGGUGCCAAUCGCGAGUCUUAUAAGGACAAGGAAUCGCAGAGGAGAGGUGGAGCAAGCUGAGGACGAGGCGGGAGGAUUGGAUCUUGCAUUCAGCCAGGUGCCGAUAGCGAGUUUGCGGGAGAAGAAAGAGGUCGUCGAGAAGCGGAAGCCAGGAGCAGAGAAGGGGCCUGGGAAAGGUAAAGCUGGUGUUGGAAGCGGAGACAAGGAAGUGAGUUCGAUGGUAACGGCGAAAGGCAAGGGUGGGAGUAAGAGGAAGGCAGAGACUUUGGAGGAACAAAGCGGGCUCGAAUUGCAAGCAGUGGCUGAAAGAGACGAGGGAGGGGAGGGAGGAGUGGAUGCGGCUGAAGGAGAUCAAGACGGCGAGAUCGUGUUUGUUGCAGCAGGAACGGAUGCGGCAACAGAAAAGGCGGCAGAAAAAGAUCAAGGAUCUGGGGGGAGGACGACAAGACAAGGUGCUGGCAAGGAGAGCGCGAAAGAAGAGGUAGGACAAUCCAGAGCGGUGGAGACGAGGCCAGCACGCAAGGGGAGAAAGCCGAAGGGAGAGGUGGAGGUGGCAAAGACUGGCAGGACUGAUGUGAGCGAGGGCGCAGAGAAGGAAUUGAGGGCCGGAAGCGGAAACGAAACCGGAAGCGGAACGGUGAAAGACCAGGGGGCGCUUGAGGAUGUAAGUGGUGCUGAGGAAGAAGAGGAAGUCGUUGAGAUCGGUGCGGCAGCCGAAAGAAAGGGGAAGCGAAGUGUUGGGAAGAGGGGCAGAGCUGCUGCGAAGCAAGGAGGAGCACCACAAGAAGAUGCGAAGGUGGAGAAGGUGGAUGAUGAUGUGGCGGGUGCGGUAAUAGGCGGAGAAGAGCAGAGGCCGACGAAGCGAACGCGACGGGGGCAGUUGGUUGCAGAAGGAGCGGAGAAGAAAGCGUCAGACGAAGGGGGUAAGGCCGGACCAUCAGAACGGGUGUCGUCAAGAGGAGCGAAAAAGUCCACUAACGAAGCGGAAGAACAGGGGACGAGCAAAGACGAAGCACCGGCAGAGGGGAAUGCUGAGCGGCGGAAAGCGGAAGAGGCGGGCGGGUCGGCGAGAACUUUGACGAGGGGGGCUCGAACGAGUGGGGACGAUGGGGGGGGGCAAGGCGGCCGGGGGAGGCUCAGCGUGCGGGUUAGCGGCAGGGUUAGCGAUGACCUGGAGGGUUUGGUGAGCCCGACGCUGCGGAAGAAGCGGGAGAUGGGGGAGCUGCGGGUCUUCGUCAGCUCCAGGAUGCCGGAUCGCGUGAAGGCCGCCCAGAAGAAGAUUCUCAAACGGCUGGGCGCUCAAGAGGCGCAAGACGUGCCGUCGUGCACGCACCUGGUCGCGGAGACGUUUGGCCGGACGCAGACGAUGUUGGAGGCGAUCGUGGGCGCCAAGAAGAUCGUGAAGGCCAGCUGGCUGGAGAGCUGCGGUCAGGCGAACUACUUUGAAGACGAGGAGCCGCAUAUGCUUCAGGAUGAGAAGCAGGAAAAGAAGUUCAACUUCUCGCUGAAAGCGUCACUGGCCGCCGCUAAGGAGAAGCGCAUCUUUGAGGGGCUCAAAGUGUACAUCACCCCGAACACCACUCCUGAUCGAAAUUUCUUCAAGGGCAUCCUGGAGAUGGGUGGCGGCGAGCUCAUAACGCGGUUCACAGGGGCCGGGGCCGACUCCUGCCUCGUCGUGUCCUCUGACAAAGACCGAAACCUGUGGGAGCCGCUCGCAACCAAAGGGACGCCAAUCUACACGACGGAGUUUCUGAUGAGUGCAGUAGUCCAACAGCAGCUGGACACGAGCCGGAACCUAUUGAGUGGCGGCGGGGGCGCCGCGCACCAAACCGGAGCGGCAAGAGUGAGAGGGGGAGGAAAAACGAAGCCGCAGAGGAAAGGGGCAGCCUGGCGGUAACCUGCUUCUGAAGUGCUAAAGUUGCAGAGUAAACAAACGGUUCGAUUGCUGGUUGACGAACCCCAUUAAGGAAGACUCGUCCGUUGCAGUUACUGUGGUAUACCUGAAGGUUGCGGGGAGUGCCGAGGUUAUUGAUGGUUCUUUCUCCUCACCUGUUCAGUACUUUCCGCCCUAGUUCGCUGUUGUGAUAUCACACCGCACAUGUCUGCUAUGUCCUUUCCGUGGCCACUCGAUAUUGUGGAAGCCAAG